AUGUCCGUCACCGGUUUCGGGUUGGCGGACGGGCGCCAGGCGCGGGGCGCGCCAAACUCGCUCAGACGCCCGUGGGUGGACCGCGCCAUCGAGGCUACGCCGAGCAAAAUCAUGAACGUGCAGUCAGCACCCCAGGGUAACAACAUCCAGGUGUCGGGCCUGUCGGGCGGUCCCGGUGCCAGGUGUUCCUCGUGCCAGAAUGGAGUGCUCUCCGACUCAUUCACCCCAUGCGGCAUCGUUCUGGCCAUAUGCUUCUUCCCCCUGGGUCUCAUCUGCUGCUGGAUGAUGCGGGAAAAGCAGUGCAACGCCUGUGGAGCGAAGCCGGCCAUGAACCCCUAGGCGAAGUAGAGAUCAGCUGGGGCCAUCGGAGGUCGGCUGAGCUCAGCCGGGGUCGGCUGACCUCCGCCGAGGUCAGCUGAGGUCAGCUGAGGUCAGCCGACCGCCUGGCGGCGUCGCCUUCAUGUCUGUGCCUAGGUCGGCGGCGACCGAGUGCUGGUGUCUGUGUAAGCGGCUGUCGGUUGACGACGCGUCGGGGUCUGGAAAAGGCGAGCUUCGCGCUCCCCGUUGCUGAGGACGCUAGCCCUGGUUUGCGCGAGUGUUGGCUAGUUUUGCGAUCGUUUUUGGUGAUUAAAGCCAUGGGAUGGCACCAACCAGCUAAAGGCCGAGGCUGUUGCCAGCUUUGAGUAUUCUUGUAGUGACUGCAUGUUUGUGAAUCCUGUGAGCAUCGCCCCUCUUUUAAUCUUAGAAUAGUUUCGUUGUGGAUCCAUCAUGAUCACCAAGUGAUUUCGCAUCAUGCUUUUCCUAAAGCCUGGGCUUGAACUUACGUGUGUUACAUCAACUGCCACGUUCAUUGGCGCGUAUUUUGCACUAUUGAUAGAGUUCUUUGCGUGGUCGUCGCGAUUUAAUGUACUGCUAUUUUAUGCUGUUGACGCGAUUACAAAUCCAAGGACCUCUUAGAUAUUUGGCUGUCUAAAUGCAUGGCAAGUGUGAAAAUAUGUUGUAAUGGUCACAGGAAGUGUUUUAACGUCUUUGCAUUGCCAUUGGAUUACGCUGCCGUCCCUAAAUACACACGUACAAACGUAACAUGUUAUGUGCGAUAACU
Pollicipes pollicipes is the source of this 1102-nucleotide messenger RNA. RefSeq names its product brain protein I3. Bases 1 to 339 code for a protein of 112 amino acids. Lineage: Eukaryota; Metazoa; Arthropoda; Thecostraca; Pollicipedomorpha; Pollicipedidae. The record is from RefSeq and is a predicted model, not a curated record. The transcript has 4 exons.